This is a messenger RNA of Patiria miniata (bat star), 5451 nucleotides long. It is a transcript of the gene ankar, whose product is annotated as ankyrin and armadillo repeat-containing protein-like. Bases 242 to 4612 code for a protein of 1456 amino acids. Lineage: Eukaryota; Metazoa; Echinodermata; Asteroidea; Valvatida; Asterinidae. The record is from RefSeq and is a predicted model, not a curated record. The transcript is spliced from 21 exons. Gene Ontology annotation, molecular function: protein binding.
CUACCAUACAGAUAAAUCAGAAAGCGUUUGCGUUGUCAAGCAAGUGGAGGCCGUUGGCUGAACUUUUUUGCGUUUUUAUCCCUGCCUUAUUGUCAAUUUCACGUAAUGUUAAGAAAGGGGAACGACGAAAUAAUGAUUGGUACAACUGUAAGAAGAUAACGGGUCGGGCUAGAUGUAAAUCAACCACGCCCCUACACAGCUACAAAGUGUUAAAUUGGCUUGAAAUUUGUGAUUCUUCACGAUGGCUGCUAAAAAUCUGGACAGCAGCAUGCAUGGCUUGUCCAUCGGUGAGGAUCCAGCUCUGAUGGCCACGGCUACAGCCAAUCGCAUGGCCGCCCAGUUCUUCGAGAAGUUUGAGCGCUUUGAGCUCCAGCAAGCCCUGGCCCAGUCCUCAUACCACUGGUUCCUGUCGGCCGAGGAGCAUAAGCUACAAGCUGAAGCGCCGUCUGGUGUUAUCAUGUCCAUGCAGCCCUUCGCCGACAACAACUGCGUCUUGCUGCUCCCCUACGACCCUUCCAUUGAGCCGUUGGAGUACCGAGAAAUCCACCAGGUCUUGCGAGAGCUGGUCGUGGGCAUCUACGGACUGAACCAAGCUCCGUCGCUGUCGCUAGAGGCCAAUUACGACCAGGCCACCGCUUGUCAACUCCCCCCGGCCUACUUGGACACGCACUUGGGCCAGUUGCUCAUCAACGUGGACUACAUGAUGAAGGGAAUGUGGCACGGGGCCUACUUCCCAAGAGACAAACGGGUCAAGUUCAACGAGCGAUGGCGAUCCAGUCUGGACUUGAACGCCAUGGGGGAGCCACAGACCAAGAAAGUCUUCCUGACAGAAUUUACAAUGGCGGGCAUGAUGGACAUCACAAAGGACCCUGACUUCGCCGGCAUCUACGACAACAUGCGUCUCUUCCCGAUGAGCGAGCAUGACGCGAACGCAGACAAGCGCCUCUUCAUGCAGUACGUCGACGACCUCAGCAUCCAGCUAACCUGGCGACAGCGGACAAUUCAACAGCACCAGAACCUCUUUGUGGUGGACGCUGCGUACGAAGCAACAAGCCUUGUCCGGUUAGGCGAGGAGCGUAUCGAUCGCGACACCUUUGAGCGGCUGCAGACGCGACUUCACGCCCACGUUGACGUGAUUCAGCGUCACCUUGGCAAGAAGGCAGAGACGCGACGGCAGAUGGAAGUGAUCAAACUGGUCAGUUUCUUAGUGCCGUUCCUGAUCGGGAUGAGACGACGGAACAAAGUGCCGGACAUCAAGAGAUUAGUGGCCCAACUGACAGCCGACGAGUGUAAGACAGAACGCGAGCUCCCUCCCCUCAUGCUUUCCCCAACUUUCCGCUGCCCGAACUUCAACGCCAGCAGCAAGUACUUCCACCUCCAUGGGGGCAUGACCUUUGACAUCGAGACCGACCUCUGCGAGCCCCCGCCGGCCGAGGUCGUUGAACUCUACGAGCAGAUCCAGCUGGAGGCGACAGAGUAUUUGGCCAAGAUUACUGAUCCCAAUCAAAAGCUGCAUGAGAAUCUCCAUGUGCCUGUAAAAGAGAUCGGAGGCAAAAAAUAUUACAUCUUAUCCAUGGAUUUUGAGACCUACUACCCCGUCUCCCCGCCCCAGCCCCUCUGGGCCCACUCCUUCUAUGACAAGAUUGCCGAGCUGAAACCUAAACGUCUUCCCCUGACGGAUAUUCAGAUGCACGAGCAGUGGAAGAAGAAGUACGGCUACCACCAAGCUAUCAAAUACAAGAACCUCCAGUCUGGACUCAAGAUGUCCUCAGUCCGUGGUCUGGUCUCCAUCCUCCAGACCCUGGCCCGUAAGUGUCCCCCGUCUCGCCUGAGCAAACAGGACGAGGACGGUUACACCUGCAUGCACCACGCUGCCAAGCACAACCGACCGCUCGUCAUUGAGCUACUCCUCAUACAGAGGCAAGACAUCGAUGUCCGGAGGCAUCAUCUGACCAACCCAAACGCGAGUGAAAUUUGUGGAGGCACCACCCCUCUCCACCUCGCCGCGCGCUGUGGUUCCCUGGAGGCCGCCCUCUGCUUGGUCUCCAAUCGCGCUGGGAUGAUUCUGGCCGACCCAGACGGCUGGGCGGCCAUUCACCACGCGGCGUUCUACGACCACGCCCCUAUCGUCCGGAUGUUUGUGCGCAAGUCUAUCGACCUGAUGGAACUGGAGACGUGGGAUAAGCUAAGAAGAACCCCGCUACUCCUAGCAGCCAGCUCCGGUGCCUUAGAAUCAGUCAAGAUCCUCAUCGACUUGGGCGCCAACAUCCGCAAGACAGACAUGGAGAGGAACACCAUGAUACACCUAGCGGCGCUGCGAUUCCACACCAACGUGCUGGAGUUUUUCAUCGAGUGGAACCACUCCGAUGUGCCUGUCUGGCAAACUCUCAUUGGCAUGCUAAAAUCCAAGACCUUCCAAUACAAAGACAGUGCCGUCAGAUCAUUAGAAGUUUUAACCACAUCAAGCAAGCAAUACUGGAAAGCUAUCCUAGAAGCAGAUGGCAUUCCAGCCUUAGUGGAGAUUCUUAAACUCCCCCAGCGCGAGAUGCAAUCCCUAGGCGCGGCCGUCCUCUGCAACCUCUCGCAGCAGCCCGAGAUUCGCGACGCGACGGCCGCCGCUCCAGGCGCCAUCCCCACCGUGGUCAAGCUCCUGAGCUCUCCCGAGCCGGACAUCCAAGCCCGCGCAGCGAUCCUGUUGGCCGAUCUAGGCUCCGACAGAAACGACGGCACUAACCGGAGUACCAUCAGCAGUGAGGGCGGUAUACCACCGCUGAUCGCGCUGUUGGAGUCGCAGCUUGAAGACGUGUUGGUGGAAGCGGUGAACGCAGUGCGGGUGUUGUGCCUCGGACAUCAGGAGAACCAGACGCUACUUGCUAAGCACGGAGGUGUGGAGCCACUCGUGGAAUUCCUACAGGUCAAAUCAGACGUCUUAAGAGCAGCAAGUUCAGCAGCCCUAGCCGCCCUAACCUACAACCAUCGGGAGAACCAAGACCUCGUCGUUGAGCGUAAUGCUGUACUCCCGCUGGUCACCCUGAUCCGAGGACGCAACAUCUCCGUCCAGACGAAGGCCGCCGCGGCGCUGGAAUCGCUGGCGGAGAACAACCCCAAAUGCCAGGCAGCCAUCUUGGAUUUGCACGCGCCUAGCGCCCUCAUACGUCUCCUCAAGAUCUGGGCACUUGACGUGAAGGAGCAAGCAGCUUGCAGUCUCUGGGCCUUGGCGGGACACACCAGACCGCAACAGAAGAUGAUUGCCGAGUUUAUCGGGAUCAGCGGUAUUAUUGAUCUCAUCGUCAAGUCGGAGAAGUUGCAGCAUGUCGGUUGCAUGGCAAUGAUUGCACUCACAAGAGCCAGCUCGGACAACCAGAAUCGCAUUGAGAAGGAGAACGGAAUCCUUCCCGUGGUGAGAAUCUUAAGAUCCAGCAAGACGUCAGAGAGAGUUCUGCAUAUGGUCAUAAAGGCGCUUGGGACACUCUGUGUGGGUGUUGCCAACAUCAACAACCCGAUCACACAGAGCAAGAUAGCAGAGGAGAACACCAUCUCCACCCUAGUCAGCAUCUUCCUGACCACGCGCCACGACUACAUCAAGGUGGAGAUUGCCAACACCUUAGCCUGCAUCAUCCUAGGCAACAAGGAGAACCAGGCACUGCUCAAGGAGGAGCCGCAGUUUGAGAUGCAGAUGCUGCUGAAUCUACUCCACUCCAAGAACAAGGAAAUUCAACUACAAACCGGCAAUGCACUAGCCACCUUCGCCUUCAACAACACCGGCCAGCAAGUGGCCAUCAGAGAGGCAGGAGGACUGAAGAUGGCCAUGUUCCAACGCUUCCUGGACGCGGAGGACGAGUCCUACCAAGCCCACGGUGCCUUUCAGAUUGUGGUGCUUGCAAGAGUGAUCCUGGACCGUGAUCAGGUCUCCUUGUCCGCCGAGGGCGUCACAACUCUUGUCCGAUUACUCAAAUCUCAGGACGAUAAUACUGUCAUCUUGGCAGGUACUUUGAUAGCUAGCCUAGCCCAUACCCGCGCCGGCAUCACGGACGCCAUGAUCACGUCGGGCAGCGUGGAGGUUCUCAUCGAUCAUCUCUUCUCCCAGAAUGCCGAGGUGCGAUGCGCGGCGGCCGUUGCCCUGGGAUACCUGACUUUCAAUCGCAAGGCAACAAGGCUGCUGCUGGUGGCGACACGCAACACCCCAGGUUUGUACAAACGUCUGAUGGACAAUCUGGACAAAGAUGGCAAGAUAUCGAGGGACUUUACCGAAGAGUUUCGACGGGCGCAGGUGGUUGGGUUACCAGCAUUGAGUUUGGAGAUCCAUGGAGGCCCACCAGUUGUCCCACCGCCAAGGCCCAGAGGGAUGAGACGUCCUCGCACCACCAUAGGUUUCAACAGUCACCCGCCCACCGAGCUGCAGAAGACACGCCCCCAGGGCCCCCCAGCCCGGGCCGUGUCGGCACCGGCCAUCGCGCGACGACACAAAGCCAGGUCGGCCGAGGCGGUGAUAGAGGGCGACGUGGAAGGGGUGAGGGUCAUCAAAAGACGGGACGUGGGGCCCAGGGGCGAUAACCGAAGAGUCCUGCUCAGGAAACCCACGGAUGACGGGAAGAUUGCGUGGUCUGGUUGAGGCGUUCAAAUACCGCCCUCGGUGGUGAAAAUGAGAGACCUUGAAGGACGCUUGUGCACCACUGCCGUAGUACAUCUUUGCUCUGUGAUGCUUCUGUGAAGAAGCAACAGGUUUGUGUGCAAUUCAUCUUUCAGAGCUGUUAGUGUUGGCGCAAUGAAGUUAGGCGUCACAAUUUUUAUAUGGAAUAAUGUUUACUUUAACAAAAAUUGCAAUAUUUCUCUUUUUUUUUAUAAAUGAAAUAAUCUGUACAUAUUUUGUGGUAUUUCGUGUGAGGAAAAGUUGCUAAGCUAAUGAGGUGUAUAUUUUUAAAUUUAAAGAAACUUCCAAGUUUUAUAUAAUUGUAUAUGACAUUUUAAUUCAUUUUUUUUAUGGGUGUGGGUUUGUAUAUUUUUGCGAUUGCGCAUCGGUGAUUUUAUUUAUGUGUAUUUGGAUUAAAAAUUGCUAAAACCAAAGGUUGUAUUUAGGUGCAUUAAAAUGAAAUCAGAAAUAUUUUGAAAUUAAUAUCCCUAAAUUGUGUACAUAUGAGAUAUUUUAAUUUUUACUAUAUUUUAAAAGAGAUUACUAAUUUCAAACUUUACUCUUGGAACAUGUUACGUCACAACACAGUUUUGAAGCCAGUUGCGUGAGAAAUAAUGGUAUCAUCAGUGUAGCAUUUUUCACUUCGUUCACAGCAUUUCAACUUUUAGUGUUGUAUUCCUGGUUGCCAAAAUGUAUGCAUUUUUUGGAGAUUUUACAAAAAUUAAAAAUAAAAAAAUUGAAAAAAAAGAGCAAAUUUGUGGCAACGUACAAAAAUAUUUCACUAAAAAUGCUGCAAGAACAGUUUUACAGUCUUUUAUUCC